Hibiscus syriacus is the source of this 1551-nucleotide messenger RNA. RefSeq names its product cytochrome P450 CYP736A12-like. NCBI's taxonomy places the organism in Eukaryota, Viridiplantae, Streptophyta, Magnoliopsida, Malvales, Malvaceae. The record is from RefSeq and is a predicted model, not a curated record. Gene Ontology annotation, molecular function: iron ion binding; monooxygenase activity; oxidoreductase activity, acting on paired donors, with incorporation or reduction of molecular oxygen. The coding region runs from base 9 to 1541 and encodes 510 amino acids. The transcript is spliced from 2 exons.
UCAAAAUAAUGUCUUCAAUCUUAGCCUUGGCGUUGGUUCUCAUUGGAACGCUAUGUUCCUUCUUCUACAUCUUUCGCACCACCGUAUUCCGCCAAAACCACGACAAAAAUGGCCGGAAACUGCCACCGGGUCCCCGCGCCCUACCGAUAAUCGGCAACCUCCAUAUGCUAGGAAAGCUUCCACACCAAAGCCUUCAUCAUCUAGCCAAAAGAUACGGCCCCAUAAUGUCACUAAGGCUAGGCUCUGUACCAACAAUCGUGGUGUCAUCACCUGCUGCAGCAGAACUAUUCCUCAAAACCCAUGACCUUGUUUUCUCUAGCAGGCCUAAAAUGCAAGCUUCAGAAUACUUGUCUUAUGGUUCCAAGGGCAUGGUUUUUACCCAGUACGGUUCCUAUUGGCGAACUGUUCGGAAAUGGUGUACUUUGCAUCUCCUUAGUGCUUCAAAAGUUGAAGAAUUUACCCCAGUAAGGAAGGCGCAUCUACGGUCAUUGGUUGAAUCCGUAAAGAAGUCAGCGGUGGCGGGCGAGGUGGUGGACCUUACCAGAAAGGUCGGCGAGCUUAUCGAAGAUACCAUGUGUCUGAUGAUUUUCGGGCAAGAUAAGGAUGAUGGGUUCAACCUGAGGUCCCUAAUUGAUCAAACCAUGCAUCUCCAUGGACUCUUCAAUAUUUCAGAUUUUAUUCCUUAUCUUGCUCCACUUGACCUUCAGGGAAUAGGACGAAGGCUUCGGAGGACGAGUAAGUUGCUUGAUGCAGUGUUCGAGAAAAUAAUUGAUGAACAUGUGCAAGGAACCGAUCCCAAUAGUCUAAAACCUCACAAAGAUUUCGUUGAUAUGAUGAUUUUCAUGUUGAAUCAACCAAUGAACCCUCACGACGAAGAGCAACCCUACAUAAUUGAAAGAAACAACGUCAAGGCUAUAUUAUUGGAUAUGACUGCUGCUUCAUUUGAUACUUCAGCUAUCGUCAUAGUGUGGGCAUUUUCAGAAAUUCUAAGGCAUCGUCGAGUGAUGAUUCGUCUCCAACAAGAGUUGGAGGCCGUGGUUGGAAGGAAUAGACUUGUUGAAGAAUCAGAUCUAUCAAAAUUGUUGUAUUUAGAUAUGGUUGUGAAAGAAAGUACGAGGUUACAUCCAGUUGCUCCGUUCUUAGUUCCACGCGAGUCCAUGGAAGAUGUUAUUGUUGAUGGAUAUUUCAUACCUAAGAAAUCGAGAAUCUUGGUGAAUACUUGGUCGAUGGCUCGAGCCCGGAGUAUAUGGUCGGAAAAUGCUGAAGAAUUCUUGCCGGAAAGAUUCAUUGGUAGUAACAUUGAUCUCCGAGGACAUGAUUUUGAACUCAUUCCGUUCGGAUCAGGUCGUAGAGGAUGCCCUGGAAUGCAAUUAGCCUUGAUCACAGUGCGUCUAGUUCUAGCUCAACUAAUCCAUUGCUUUGACUGGGAAUUGCCUGAUGGGAUGCAGCCUAAUGAACUGGACAUGAGCGAAAUCUUUGGCCUCUCAUUGCCAAGGGAUAAUCAUUUACUGGCAAAGCCAACUUAUCGUCUACUUGAAUAAAGCAAUGUGA